Molecule: messenger RNA, 926 nt
Organism: Momordica charantia (bitter melon)
Lineage: Eukaryota; Viridiplantae; Streptophyta; Magnoliopsida; Cucurbitales; Cucurbitaceae
Product: RmlC-like jelly roll fold protein
Cellular component (GO): intracellular anatomical structure
Source: RefSeq, a predicted model, not a curated record
UCAAGCAUACUGAUUUCGAGGGAAGAAAAUCAACACCCCGAUAAUUCAGAAUUCAGAUCCUGAAAACACAAGAUCCUGUAUCUGUGGUGAUUCUCUGUGAAUCGUUUUUGCUCGAAAUAUGGCUACUGCAUCAGAAAUUGUAGCGAAAUUGGAUUUGAAGCCACAUCCGGAAGGCGGAUUUUACUCUGAAACUUUCAGGGACUCAUCCGUUCAUCUCUCCAAAACUCACCUCCCACCGCAAUACAAGGUCGGUCGAGAAGUCAGCACUUGUAUUUACUUUUUGGUGCCUUCUGGAUGCGUGUCAGCCCUUCAUCGGAUUCCAUGUGCAGAGACUUGGCAUUUUUACUUGGGAGAACCUCUUACGAUAUUGGAGUUGAAUGACACAGACGGUCGAGUCAAAUUGACUUGUCUUGGGCCGGAUCUCAUUGGAGAUAAUCAAUUACCUCAGUAUACAGUGCCUCCUAAUGUAUGGUUUGGUUCUUUUCCGACCAAGGACUUCACUAUUUCUGCGGAUGGAACUGUGACUAAAGCUGCUCCUAGGGACUCUCAGAAUCACUACUCACUAGUGGGCUGCACCUGUGCUCCUGCUUUCCAGUUUGAGGACUUUGAGUUGGCAAAACGUUCGGACCUUGUUUCACGUUUUCCCGAUAGUGAGGCUCUCGUCUCUUUGCUCACACCAGGUGCCUGAUUCAACUGAGGAGCGCAGGGCUUCCAAUGAUGAGGGGAUCGGCAUUGUAUGUUGUGAUUUAUGAUCUUUACUCAUUUUAGUUCCCCCCCCCAGUGUAGUUGCAGAUUUCAUUCAGUGUAUUGUAUUCUAGUGGAACCUUUUUUGGCUUGAUAAAGCUACUGAUAAUGAAAAAGGGCUCUUUUUCGAGCUCCACCCUUGAAUGUUGAAAUCCUUUUCGGGUUGAAUCUUGCAAACCCAA